Messenger RNA from Scomber japonicus (chub mackerel), 3940 nucleotides. Its product is annotated as zinc finger protein 184-like. The record is from RefSeq and is a predicted model, not a curated record. Gene Ontology annotation, biological process: regulation of telomere maintenance via telomere lengthening; telomere capping. Gene Ontology annotation, molecular function: telomeric repeat DNA binding. The transcript is spliced from 13 exons. Gene Ontology annotation, cellular component: shelterin complex. The coding region runs from base 89 to 3574 and encodes 1161 amino acids. NCBI's taxonomy places the organism in Eukaryota, Metazoa, Chordata, Actinopteri, Scombriformes, Scombridae.
UAAGAGACGGAGAACUUCUUCAGUAAUGCUCAUAUUUUCUGUUAAGUUGGUAAAAACGCAUUGCAGCUAAGUGCUGCUGAUAAACAGAAUGGAGGAGUAUAUCUCAAAGCGUAAGUGUGCACCUCUUCCUCUCUCCGCUCUGCGCCUGCUGGUCCCACCAAUUCAGCUGGUCUCAGCAGCCAUCUGGCAGACCGUCCAGCAGAGAGUUGUGGCUGACUAUGGGAUGCUUGAGGAGUUUGUUUCCAUGGUAACAGACAUUGUGCCAGAGCUGCUCACCAGUCAUCAGAGGGCCCAGCUCACCCUGGGCCUCAGAGCACGGCUGAUCCUGGAGUUGUGUCAGUUUGAAACAACAGCUGACUUUGGGAUUGUUCAGCCUCACCUGGACAGGAUGCAGGUCCUCACUGAGGCAUGGGUAGCACAGGCUGGUGCUGCAAAUAUGGACCAACAACCCAACUCAAACUUUGUAGAUCUUGUUAAGAACUUGCUGAACAAUCCCGAGGAGAGGGAACGAUUCUUUCAGAAAGUUUUCAUUGAAGAAUUUGGUCCUACAUAUGAUGACUCUCUACACACCUUGACGUGGCUGUUUCUGUCCAGACUUGAGAAGUUUCUUCCUCUUCAAACGUUCCAACAGGUUGCUUCCGUGUUUGGUGAGACGUCCUCAGUUCUGGAGGGUUAUAUAGAGUCUGUGUCUCACUGUGAGGAGCUCAAAACCCUGCUGCAGUACCAAAAAGACCUCAGCCAACUGGAUCACAAUGAUGGGUCCUUGGAUGGUGCCUGCAUUAUUUCAGCUCUGAAACUUCCUUCUGUUGAAAGACCAAUGACAGAGAAGUUACAAUCACAAGCCCACAGCCUGCAUGAUACACUUUCAGGUCAUUCUCUUUCCCUCUCUGCUCUGCGCCUGCUCGUCCCACCAAUCCGCCUGGUCUCCGCAGCGAUCUGGCAGACGGUGGAGCAGAAGAUCGUGUCGGAUUAUGGGCUACUGGAGGAGUUUGUGUUCAUGGUCACAGAGAUUGUUCCCCAGCUUCUGACCACGAGGCAGCGGGCUGAACUCAUUUUGGGUCUAAGAGCAAGGCUGAUCCUGGAGCUGUGCCGCUCUGAGGAAACUGCUGACAUCCAGAUUAUCCAGCCACAUCUUGACCGUAUGCAGAACCUCAGAUCUCUUUGGAACGUUGAGACUGAAAAUGCAGAUCAAGACGUAUCUGACUCACAUUUUAUGGGCCUUGUACAAAAUCUUCUGAGAGAUUCUGAAGAGAGAAAAAACUUUUUUCAGGAUGUUUUCCCAGGAGACUUUGGCCCAACAUAUGACAAAGCAAUCCAGACACUGAUGUGGCUCUUCCUGUCCAGACUGGAAAAGCUUCUUCCUUCCCAAACUCUCCAACAGAUUGCAUCCCUGCUCAGCGAUGCCUCUUCUAUUCUGAAUGAAUGUAUGGGAUCUUUUGCUGAACCCGAGGAACUCAAAACCUUGCUCGAUACUCACAAAGACCUUAACCAACUAGAGGACAUUGAUUCUUACAUUGUUGAUAGUGGCAUCUUGUCAGCCCUGUGUCUCCCCCCUGUGGAGAGAGUCGUGAUCGUCAAUGAACAAACAGAAACAGAGGCGGAGACCGGCCUCGUGUACACAGUCUGCACAGAGAUGGAGGUGGAGUCUGAGAAUAAAGAGGUGUACAUUGAAGGAACUGGGAACUCAGAGGAAUGUGUGCAAACCCCCUGGUUGGGUCUCGGCAGCGAGGUGAAAGCAGAAGUUGUCUCCGAGGUGGUUCCAGAUCCAGUCGAAGGUACCGAGGCCAGCGAGAGCGAGAUGGCUGAGGAGCACCAGGAGGGCCAAUCCGAAACUCUGAUCAUUGGGGAGGACGGCCAGGUGACAGUACUCGAGGACGUGGAAAAGAAGCCAAACAGACGCGGGAGAAAAAAGAAACGUCCUGAAGAUGAAGACUUUAAAGUGGAAAGCAGAGCGGGGGACCAAGAAGCAGAUCCCGAAUUUGACGUCUUGUGGGAAAGACCGGUGCGAAAGAACCGUGGACUCCGGAUGAAGGGUUACCUGUCACAGUGGAGGAAAACGGGAAAGACGCAGGGCGCUAACAGUAACAGUAACCCUAAGAAGUUAGCCAGAUCCCAAGCUUCAGCCAAAAGCAACGACUUGGACGAGAGAACGUGCAAAAUUUGCGGCAAGGUGGUGAGUCGUCCCAAAUUCUUGGAGCGACACAUGAGUCAACACUCAGAGGAAGUGCCCUAUUCUUGCAUGGUGUGUAAAAGGUUUUACAAGAGCUUACGGUACUUGCAGCAACACAAAUGUCAAAGUCUGACGAAAGCCAAAGGUGGCAAGAAAGCCAAGGAACAAGAGACUGAAGCAGAGGAGGGUGAACAAUCAUCCAGCAUGGCUCCUUGCGAUACGGCCAAUGAAGAGCAGCUGCAAGACAGCAUGGACCAGGACCCAGAUUACUCACCCUCUGGAGAAAGGGGGUCUUCCAGAGAGUCUGGACAGAAAAGCCCAGAUGGAAACAAAAGUAUCUUAGAAGGUCCGUUCUACUGUCCUCACUGCAGCGUCGAGUUCAAGUGCAAACAAACAUUCAGGUUCCACUUGAGAAAUAUUUGCUACAACGAGCAACAGGUGGAUCCCGAGAAGCCAGAGGACGUAAAGCAUUGUUUCCAGUGUGACGAAUGUGACAAGGCGUUCAAAUACAAGUCGACGUUGGAUUCCCACAAACAAACUCACAACCCACUGUACUGUGAGGUGUGCAUGAAACUGGUACGAGACCCUGAGGCGCUGGCAAUGCACAAAGAAUCACACACUCCAUUUCAGUGCAACCAGUGCGAGGAGAACUUCCCUGUGUUCAAGGCCCUUCAUAAGCAUUACAUCGACGUCCACAAUCCCACCGAGCCAUUCACCUGCACCCACUGUCAGACAACCUUUGCCAGUUUGAAACGUUUCAUCAGGCACGAGUGGAAACACACCGGCUACCAACCUUUCCAGUGCCCUCACUGCACGAAAAGAUUCCGCUCUUACUCCGACCUUGUGGAACACCAGAAAAAACACACCAAAGCAUAUCCUUUCCUCUGCUGGGAAUGUGGCAAGAAAUUCAGACACGGUGUGACUUUAACCAGACACGUCGAACGUGUGCAUCACUCCGGUGAACCCAUAACCGAGAAACCCUCGCCAACCUUCACCUGCGCUCAGUGCGGCAAGACCUUCACUUCCAGAAGAUGCCUUCUGAAACACGAUAACUUCCAUCACAAAGGGUUGCGUUUCCCGUGCGAGCACUGCGGAAAAGGAUUCUUUGGCAAAGACGCCUUGGUGAGACACACUUUGAUUCACACGGGUGAACGGCCUUUCAAGUGCGACGACUGCGACAAGUCUUUCAGGUCCGCCGCAGAACUUAAGAUACACAGGAGAUAUCACACCGGGGAAAGACCGUUUAAGUGUAAUGUCUGUGAUAAAGGUUUUGUCCAGUCAUGCUUUCUCACCCUACACAUGCGAACCCACACCGGAGAGAGACCGUAUGUCUGUAAUGUAUGUAACAAGGGCUUUUCAAGCUUACAUGGCCUAAAAAGACACCGGCGGCUCGUUCAUUCGUAGUUCAUGCUAACAUGAUAGGUACCAUAGUUUAAUUUUCCUCUAUUGAAGGAGGUCUGAAGUCAGCAUCAGACAUACACUGAAACUUGACAGACUGUUAAAGGUAUGCUUGCUGAUUUGAGACGGGGAAUUAAAACCAGGUUGAAAGGACUGAUUCCUUAACAUGCAGGCCGCAGCACUGCUUCUGUGGCUGUCACAGCUUGGACUGUUAGGAAACCUUUGGAAUUGUAUAGUGCAUUAUAAAAAUGUAACUGUAUUUUUUACAGAAAUGUUUGCUGUAGUUCUACAUAAGAUUAGUAUGUAUAAAGAUAUAAACCAUAAUUCCUUUGGGAAUUAAUUUUCUUUUUCUUGAAUAAAUUGAACAUUUGA